Molecule: messenger RNA, 1722 nt
Organism: Pochonia chlamydosporia 170
Lineage: Eukaryota; Fungi; Ascomycota; Sordariomycetes; Hypocreales; Clavicipitaceae
Product: fluconazole resistance protein
Exons: 2
Coding region: 1-1722 (573 amino acids)
Biological process (GO): transmembrane transport
Molecular function (GO): transmembrane transporter activity
Source: RefSeq, a predicted model, not a curated record
AUGGCUCAAGAAACGAAGCCUGUGUCCGGUGCAGAAGAGAAGGAAUACAUGGGAUCCGGAGCCCGAGAUGACUCCUCCUCAACUGUGACGGAGGAUGCUCACCCGGAUGCAAAAGAGUCGGGAGCUCCGUCUAAAGAAACAGAAGUUGCACCACCGGACCAAAACGACGCAGAUAUCGAAGCAGCCACGGCCAUUACCAAAAUCCCAACACACAAAUCCACCACGAGCAACAAGUCGCACAGCAUCAUCAGCAAACUCUCCAAACGCAAAACCCGCGAGAAACUCCCUCCGCCCAUCCUCCCCACCACCGAUCUCUCAAAAGGCAUCAUAGGAUGGGACAGCCAGACGGACCCCGAAAUGCCACUCAACUUUUCGCCCUUUCGAAAAUGGCUGCUCGUGGCGCUCCUCUCCAUCAUCACGUUCAUGUCGCCGUUUGCGUCGUCCAUUCUCGCACCGGCACUGGGAUCCUUAGAAAAAGAAUACCACGAGACGGACAUCACCAAGGGAUCUAUGCCGGUGUCCAUCUUCGUGCUUGGCUACGCCGUUGGCCCGCUGUUUCUGUCGCCGCUGUCUGAGAUCUACGGCCGCAAUGUUAUCCUCAUUUCUGCAAAUGCCUUUUUCUGCGUGUGGCUGAUUGGGUGUGCGCUCGCCCCGUCGCUGGACCUGCUCAUCUUUUUUCGGUUCAUGUGUGGUAUUGGCGGGUCGGCGUGUACGACUAUCGGUGGUGCUUUGAUCGCGGAUAUGUUUCCUGUGAGUGAGCGAGGUCGUGCGAUGACGAUAUGGAUGCUGGGACCGAUGUUUGGCCCGACGUUGGGGCCUCUUGUGGGAGCGUUUGUCUCGCAGACCAUUGGGUGGCGGUGGGUGAAUUGGAUAUCCUUCAUCCCGGCGACGAGCACAGUUAUUGCCAUGGUGUUUAUCAACCGUGAGACGAAUCACCAGGUUCUUAUUGAGCGCAAGGUUCGAAAGCUGCGAGUCGAGUUGAAUCGUCCAGAGUUACAGAGCUGCUACUUCAAUCCAGAUGCUCCGCCAUUGACGAAGAACCAGAUUCUGAUGAAUGGACUUGUUCGCCCGUUCAAAAUGCUCUUUACUUCGGCAAUCAUCUUUAGCGUUUCGCUGUAUAUAGCCUUUGCGUAUGGCUGUCUCUAUCUCCUCUUCAAUACCAUCCCGCCCGUCUUCCAGGAUACGUACCACUUUUCCAUUGGCAUCACGGGGUUGGUCUAUCUCUCCCUGCUGGUAGGGUACAUGUUCGGCCUGGGUCUCUUUUACACGCUCUCCGACAAGACGGUCGUGCGAAUGACAAAGGCCAAUAAUGGGGUGUACGAGCCGGAGAUGCGGCUCCCGGAUUGUAUCUGGUUUGCGCUCGCUAUGCCUGUUACAUUCUUCUGGUUCGGGUGGUCUGCUGACAAGGCAGCACACUGGAUCGUUCCCAUUAUUGGUCUGGUUCCGUUUGGCUUUGGUAUUAUUGGUGUUUGGCUGCCCAUCCAGGCGUACAUUGUGGACGCGUAUCCGCAGUAUGCUGCAUCGGGACUCGCUGCGUUUUCGGUGUUGAGAAGUACGGUUGGUGCUUUCUUGCCGCUGGCUGGACCACAGAUGUUUAGGAGUCUGGGAGUUGGCUGGGGUGCCUCGGUGUUGGGGUUCAUUUCGAUAGCCUUGAUUCCGAUCCCGGCGUUGAUAUAUAGAUAUGGUGGGCGGAUGAGAAGGCGAUUCCCCCUGAAUUUGUAA